This is a messenger RNA of Daucus carota subsp. sativus, 1933 nucleotides long. RefSeq names its product general transcription and DNA repair factor IIH subunit TFB2. The record is from RefSeq and is a predicted model, not a curated record. Lineage: Eukaryota; Viridiplantae; Streptophyta; Magnoliopsida; Apiales; Apiaceae. The coding region runs from base 402 to 1751 and encodes 449 amino acids. Gene Ontology annotation, cellular component: transcription factor TFIIH core complex; transcription factor TFIIH holo complex. Gene Ontology annotation, molecular function: ATPase activator activity; double-stranded DNA binding. Gene Ontology annotation, biological process: nucleotide-excision repair. The transcript is spliced from 16 exons.
GGUAUCACAACCGGUCCGCUUCCCGAUUUCUUAACACUGCAAACGGGCCAUGGAGGGAGGGGUAUUUCAGAGUUUCUCAAAUUUACAACGAUCAAAACAGUAUCGUCAGAAAAUCAGCCACACUAUCUGAAAGAGUCACAACACAACCAAUAAACCCCAAUAUACAAUACAUACAACCACGGUGGCGACGGCGAUAAUCAGCCAGCACGGUCGUUUAAAGCCUCUCGCACCUUCACAUUAACUGCAGUCUGCAACCUGGGUUGAGGACCAGAGGCGGCAUCAACAUCCGACGAGAUCAGUGGGGAAAACAGUACAAUCGACCACAAUCCGUGUGUUUUCAUUUUGUUUUGUUUUUAUCAACCAGAACAUAACAGACCAAGAACAGCAACAAAUUAGGAAAGAUGCCAGAAGUAAGGAUUAUUGCCAAGAAUUUCAUGGACAUGGUGGCUUCUUUGCCUGCUACAAAGCUUGAUAAUUUGUAUCACAAUGCUUUCAUUUGUGAAGCCAUUCUCAGAUCUUUGCCACCUCUAGCCAAAAAGUAUGUGCUGCAGAUGUUGUACAUUAUUGAGCCUAUAGUCACUACAUCAAUGGAAGCGUGGGUGGCUGCUGAAGGAAUGUCAAAGCAUAGAGUCGCCAUUGACAAAUUAGUUCAGUUGAGACUAUUUACUGAAACUGUUGACAGCAGGAAAAGGGAAACCACGUACAGACUGAAUCCAACAUUUCAGAAAAACCUUCAGAAUCAUAUAUUACAUGGAGGGGUUUUACCAAGGGAACCUAUGAAAAUAAAUGUGAGGCUUCCAAGCUCAGCUGAUUUAGAUGCCUAUGCCUCUGGACAGUGGGAGAGCUUUCUGUUGCACCUUAUAAGCUCCACAGAAGCUGAAGCAACAAGAAACAUCAGCUCCUCUAUGAUGAAAAUUUUCCAGAGAGGCCUUCUAAGUCAAAGAGACAGGGAAGCUCCUAUGUUAACAGAGAGUGGUUUUCAGUUCUUGCUUAUGGAUACAAAUGCACAACUUUGGUAUGUCAUCAGGGAGUAUAUUACUCAUUGUGAGGAGCGAGGUGUUGAUACGUCAGAUCUUAUCUCAUUUCUACUGGAGCUCAGUUUCCAUGUUUCUGGUGAGGCUUAUAAUAUGAACACUUUGAGUCACAGUCAGGGAUCCAUAGUUAAGGACCUUGCAGACCUAGGGUUGGUCAAGCUUCAGCAGGGUAUGAAAGAGAGUUGGUUCAUUCCUACGAAAUUGGCUAUCAAUCUUUCAAUUAGUCUAUCCGAUGCAUCGUCCAGAAAACAGGGCUAUGUUGUUGUGGAGACAAACUUUAGGCUUUAUGCAUAUACAACAUCUAAGUUGCACUGUGAGAUUUUACGCCUAUUUGCAAGGAUAGAAUAUCAGCUGCCAAAUCUCAUUGUUGGAGCAAUUACAAAAGAAAAUCUCUAUAAGGCUUUUCAAAAUGGCAUCACCUCAGAUCAGAUUAUUUGCUUUCUCCAGCAGAAUGCACAUCCUCGAGUCGCUGAAAAAGUGCCUUCUGUACCAGAGAAUGUAACCGAUCAGAUAAGGUUGUGGGAAUCAGAUUUGAAUAGGGUUGAAAUGACACCUUCUCAUUUGUAUGACGAGUUUCCUUCCAGGGAUGCCUUUGAGGCUGCCUGUGAUUUUGCACGGGAGUAUGGUGGGUUGCUAUGGGAAGAUUCAGUAAAGAUGCGUGUAAUUGUGAAGGCUGAAACUUACGAUCACAUGAAAAGAUUUCUUCGUCAAAAGUAAUAGCUAGUUUCUUGUACCUAACAUUACACUGCUAAUGUUAUUCAAUCAAUUUUGUUUUGAGAAUUGUAAAUUAUAUAGUAAGAUGUCCCAGAUGCAUAUAUAUCCAUUAAUUCAUGCUACACCCAAAAAAUAUAGUAUGCUGCGGAUCAUUUGAGGAAUACCACCUUAUUUGGAAUUCUAAA